UUUAGUUCGAAGCUUAUCGAAUUGAAAAACUGUCAAAAAAUGUCAAAGAAGCAGCGAAAUGUUUCAGUGAAAUUUUUCAGAAUUUUUCCGAAAGCCGAGAAAUUUGGACAGAAAUCGAAUCAAUAACUGCAUGUUUAAGAUCUGAAAAACCAGAUGCAGAUUGUGAGUUAUUAUGUCAAAUGUUCCAACAUAUUCCUCAAGAACUGCAGCACAGGUUGUUGAUAAUGACAGCUGAUCACAGUGAAGAUACUAUGGAGCAUUGUAAAUUAUUGUUAUUGCUAUUAAAAAGAUUUCCGCAAACAAUUCCAACCCACGGACCAAGACUGGUUGAGACAUUACUGACAGCAGAAAAACACAGCCACCCAGGACAAGCAGUGAAUGGAUUCCGACGUCUACUAGCUUGCGAUGCAUUGCCACUGUUGGGAGGAGCGCCUGUUGAAUUAAGCCCGCGGUUGAGUUUGCGAUUGCUCUGCAAAGCAAUAGAAUUCUAUCUGGCUUAUAUCCAGCAGCCGCUGGACUCGCAGAUCCAACAGCCUUGGGACAGACUGUUCCAGGUGAUGGAAGUGAUGGGCGCAAAACUAGGCUGGGAGUUGGGCAAUCUUUUCGCAACGACUUGGAACCAAGAAUUGUACUGCGAAAGAAUUCAGCAGUACAUAAAAACUCAUACUAACGUUUUAAAUGACGAACCAACAAUAAAACAAUUGUCGAUUUGUACAGUUGUUGUAUUAAUUAGGAUUUUAAGUGGACAUCAUAGUAAAAUUAAAAAUGAUGAAGUGCCUUAUUGUCUCAUCGAAGCUUUUGCUGAACCAUUCCCUUCUUCGGAAACAAAGAUGAAAAAACGUAAGAGAGAAGAGGGACCAGGAAUAGUUCUAACUAGCGAUGGAGAGUACGACGGGCAAGGAUUAACCUCAGCAGUAAUGCUGUGGGAUAUUUUACACAGUACUGAGUACAUGCAAAGAGAAAUUACUAAACUCAGCCAACAAAUGCAUCUUGAAACUUGGAUAAAUCCUUUUCUAACAGACGUUGCUGUGUAUAAGGGCUUACAUCACGAAUUGCUAGCAAGGUUACCGCAAGAUACCAGUGGAACUCUAGCUGCUAUGUUGGACUACAUCGUGAUGAUAGCAAGCUCAUUGCCUCAAGUACGAGGUAAAGUGUCUAAUAAAUUAACUAUCCCAAGUUUAAGACACUUGCACUAUUUACCGCUAGCAGAAUUACCGAUUCUUCAGUAUUGCUCGAAAUUACUGUUAGCUGGUAUUAAGCAUAAACUGUCAGUAGUAGGAGACACUGGAGACUGGGCGAUAGGAAACGCUUUGGUUCUCAUGCAAAUAGACUGGCCUCAAGAGUCUAAUUUCUUGGGAAUUAUUACCGAUCGAAUACAUGCUAACAAAGCUUUUCAGUAUCCACUUUUCCUGGAUUAUAUUAUAAACAUUGAUAUCCUGGAAGAGUUGACCUAUUUGUGGACAGAACACGGCGGUGGGAUUUCUUUGGACAUUGCAAUUGGGUCAGAAGUACUGCAAAAUCGGAGAAUUACCACUAGAGGUGCUGACAAAGGGGUUCGUGAAGAAAUCAGACAAGCUAUGAGAAGACAAGCGGCUCGAGACUCUGUAGAUUCAAUUAAUGAGUUGGUACAAAGGUUUAUUGUUAAUGAAAAAGUUGCUCUGUUACACAGUUUAAUGAUGAAA
This is a messenger RNA of Cotesia congregata, 1682 nucleotides long. The record is from the annotation of a GenBank genome assembly. NCBI's taxonomy places the organism in Eukaryota, Metazoa, Arthropoda, Insecta, Hymenoptera, Braconidae.